AGUGCAUAAUAAUCCUUUCAUACCUAUUCAUUUGAUAAUCUCAAAAAUAUUACGCAACGAACUAUUUUGGUAACAAAGUUAACCGCGGUAGAUAGUGAAUUUCUGGGAACUGCGCGUCAAAGACGGAAAUAAUGUAGGUUAGACGCGAGAUUUGGGCAAACGAGUGAGAAGUGAGACUCGGUGGCGCGGCGCAGCUGCACCAGUGAGCGCGCCGAGUCGCGGAUGGCGCGAGCCAAAAGCAUAAAAGGCCUGCGCAAGCAUAUCGAGCGUUUCAGUGGCUCAGUGGCCAAGUCGCACUGCCAGUCCCUCCGAGUCCUCCGACGCACGCAGACAUGGGUGGCCCCGAGCAGCAAGUGUUCCACCCGAACGCGAACAUCGUCCGCAAGGCGCACUGUUCCUCGAUGGAACAGUAUCGCCAGAUGCACGCCCGUUCCCUGGAACGGCCCGACGAGUUCUGGGGCGAAAUCGCCGAGCAGUUCCACUGGGAGGCGCCUGUCAAGAGCAAUUUCUUCAGCUACAACUUUGACAUCAACAAGGGGCCCAUCUCAAUCAAGUGGAUGGAGGAGGCUUCCACCAACAUUUGCUUCAACCUGCUCGACGUGAACAUUCAGAAGGGCCUGGGAGACAAGGUGGCGUUUUACUGGGAGGGAAACGAUCCUGAAGACUACACUAGGGUCACCUACAAGAAGUUGUUGGAACAUGUUUGCAAGUUCGCAAAUGUGCUCAAAUCGCACGGCGUCGAAAAAGGCGACCGCGUGGCCAUUUACAUGCCGAUGGUGUUGGAAUUGGUGGUCACCAUGCUCGCCUGUUCCAGAAUCGGCGCCGUCCACUCGAUAGUGUUUGGUGGGUUCUCUGCCGAUUCCUUGGCUGAAAGAAUGCACGAUUGCAGGGCGAAAAUUUUAGUCACUGCUGACGGCGUCUGGAGAGGCGACAAAUUGCUUCAUUUGAAGGAAAUCUGCGACACAGCUCUUGACAAAUGCUCGAAAAUCGGCCACAACGUUGAAAAAUGCAUCGUGGUGUCUCACCUGACCAGAUUGAGCAACGCGCACACACAGAAAACGCCAGGCAUGAAACCACCCGUCCACAAAACGCCAUUCACGCCAGGACGCGACCUGUGGUGGGACGACGAGAUGAAGGGUGCCUCGAACUUCUGCUACCCCACCUGGGUCGAUGCUGAAGACCCCCUUUUCAUGCUUUACACCAGUGGGUCGACGGGAAAGCCCAAAGGUGUUCUGCACACAACCGCAGGCUAUCUGCUUUAUGCUGCAACGACCUUCAAAUACGUCUUCGACUACCACCCUGGUGACACGUACUGGUGCACUGCCGACAUUGGUUGGAUCACUGGACACACCUACGUGGUUUACGGACCACUUGCCAAUGGUGCUACUUCAGUCAUGUUUGAAGGAACUCCCUUCUACCCCCACAAUGGCCGUUACUGGGAGGUGAUUGAAAAGUACAAGAUCAACCUCUUUUACACUGCACCAACCGCUAUCAGGGCCCUGAUGAAGUUCGGAGACGAACCUGUCAAAAAAUUCAACAUGUCUUCAUUGCGAGUGCUUGGUUCUGUUGGUGAGCCCAUCAAUCCUGAGGCCUGGCUUUGGUAUUACCGCUUGGUAGGACAAAACAAGUGCUCCAUUGUUGACACUUUCUGGCAAACGGAAACUGGAGGGCACGUCCUCACACCUCUGCCCGGGUGCACUCCGAUGAAACCUGGAUCUGCUACAUUCCCAUUCUUCGGAGUUCAACCCGAGUUGCUGGACGAAAAUGGAAAAAUCAUCAGGGGCCCUGGCGAGGGCUACCUGGUCUUCAGCAAACCCUGGCCAGGAAUGAUGCGCACCCUUUUCGGCAACCACGACCGUUUCGAAACCACUUACUUCAAAAAGUUCCCUGGCUACUAUUGCACUGGAGAUGGUGCAAGGAGAGAUGAAGAGGGCUAUCUCUGGGUUACUGGUCGCAUGGACGACAUGCUCAAUGUUUCUGGACACUUGCUUAGCACUGCCGAAGUUGAGUCUGCACUGGUCGAGCAUCCUGACGUUGCCGAGGCUGCCGUCGUUUCCCACCCCCACGCAGUAAAGGGCGAGUGCCUUUACUGCUUCAUCACUCCCAACGAAGGAGUUCACUUCUCCACCACUCUUGUUGCAGAACUGAGGAAAAAAGUUCGAGAGAAAAUUGGCCCAUUUGCCUCACCCGAGGUGGUCCAGCACGCCCCUGGCUUGCCCAAGACUAGGUCAGGCAAGAUCAUGCGCAGAGUGUUGAGGAAAGUUGCCUUGAAUGACCGAGAUGUAGGCGACACCUCCACUUUGGCGGACGAAGGCAUUGUUGAGGCCCUUUUCAGCAACAGACCUCCAGAGGCAUCAAAAUUGCUGAAGGCUUGCUAAAUAUUUUGCCAAAUCGCUGUUCAAAUCCAAAUCUCAUUGCCUGCUGGCAGGGUGUUAAUCUCAUUUAAAUUUUAAGUGCUAUAUUUUAUUUCAGAGAAGUUUCAGUUUAUGCAGGCAUAUAACAACAAACAAGAUUUAUUUUUAGCGUACAAUGAAAAUUAAUGCAGACAAUAUUUUGUGAUGUUUGGUCUAGAGAACGAAACGGCCAUAACUUAAGAUUAUUAAAUUAUAAAUAAUGUUGUCUAGAGUGGAGCUCAGCUGUGAGAGUAAUGUUGCAUUUAGUUCUAAGUUUAUGGUUGAGGUGAAAGAUGGUAUGUUAAAAUUACGGAGCAAAAAUAUGUUAAAUAAUCAUAUAAAUGUAUUUGGUAAUAGUUGGCUGAAAAAUAUAUAAUCAUGUUGUAUAAAUGUUGAAAUGUAGCCAAACGACCAAAAUGUUACAAGCAUUUAAUCGCACUUUAUUCAUAUACAUAUCAGCGUCUGAUUGAUGCUAGAUAGCUACCAAAUUUAUUUUUGACCACCUAUUUAUCUGAUAAGUAGUUUGAUAAGUUAAUGGCAGCUUUCGUUGCGGUGAUAAAAUUGAAAAGAUAUUUUUUGGGGAUCAUUCUGGUUGCAAUAUAAAUACGUUUAGGCAAAUUUUAAUUAUUAUACUGCUUAUGAAAAAUAUUCUAAUUAAACUAUGAAUUGUUCCAUUUUAACAGCAGACCAUUCUAUUCAGAAUUGUUGAUUGCACACACCAUGUUAAUGUACGCACAACCUCAAGAACCUAAUAUUUUUUUUUUUAGAGGCUAUAAUUUUUAGGAAAAAGUAAAGAAUAACAAAAGUCUGUUAAAACGACUACUAUUUUGAAUGUUAUUUUACGUGUACUGGUACAUUCUCUUGCAUGGCUGUUUGAUCAAAGUUGUCUAAAUAUGAAAAGGAAAUCCACCACCGCAGCCAGAGCUGUGUUAUCUAUGAUGAAAAAUAAAAAAAAAAUGCAAUGCAAAAUACAUUGAAGUGAAUAUGGAAAAAUGCGUCUUAUUUAAAAUUCAA
Messenger RNA from Neocloeon triangulifer, 3407 nucleotides. RefSeq names its product acetyl-coenzyme A synthetase (gene AcCoAS). The coding region runs from base 333 to 2378 and encodes 681 amino acids. Gene Ontology annotation, molecular function: acetyl-CoA synthetase activity; AMP binding. Lineage: Eukaryota; Metazoa; Arthropoda; Insecta; Ephemeroptera; Baetidae. The record is from RefSeq and is a predicted model, not a curated record. The transcript is spliced from 10 exons.